Ectocarpus sp. CCAP 1310/34 is the source of this 2496-nucleotide messenger RNA. The record is from the annotation of a GenBank genome assembly. NCBI's taxonomy places the organism in Eukaryota, Phaeophyceae, Ectocarpales, Ectocarpaceae.
AUGACGUCCUCCUCCAGAAACGCCCCGGCCCCCAUGCUGGGGCCCGUGCCUUCCGCCGCAGCGCGCACCUUGGCCGCCCGAGGGACCUCCCCAACGCCGCUGCAGGCGGGGACGGCGGCGGGUAAACCUGUUGCUGCUGCUUGAAGUACGGCUGAUGCUGCUGCUGUGGCUGCUGCGGUUGUUGCUGCUGUUGCCGCGCUGCGUCCUCCGUUGUCCUCUCGUCUUCCCUCUAUCCCCCAUGUUCCCGCCCCCGCCACCACGGUCAUCACCACCAGUGACGAGGGGAUACGCCCCCACGCUCUCCGACGCCCGCUUCCUAGCGGCCUCCGUCUCCGCCCAGGCAGUCGGAAUCACCUUCUCUACCAAUGCCGUCUUGACCUCCCAAUGCGCCAACAACACGCUCCUCUGCACAUUGAAUUCGGGCCGAAGGUUGCGUACAUAGUGGACGGAUUGUGAUACCUUCGCUAAUUCGUAUUGUUUCAUUAAGGGUGUGGACGUCCCUGUAUUCAUCCUCCGGUUCAAUCUUGACCCUUUGCAAGGCCCGCGCAAGGGUGUCGAUGAGGCUGACGUCCAUCGGGGCUGGUCUUCGGGUUGUGGGCUUGACUCCGAGCCAGCCGGCCUCUCCAGCCGGGUGUCGCCUCCUUCGGAAGGCAUGCCCUCGCUCUGUGCUGCGGGGCGCUCUGCUGCUGCUGCUUCUUCUACUUUGAUCUUGACCUGCUCCUUGAUAAGGGCGUCGAUUACGUUUCGCUGCUCGUCCGAGAGCUAGAGCUCAUCCAGCUGCUGCUCCAUGAUUUCCGUGUCACUGUUCUCUGGCCGAACCCUUUUGUAGCUAGCCCCACCUCGGGAUCACGUAUGAUAUCACACGCUAGCAUGAAAGGAUGAUCCGAACUAGGGUUAGCUUGUCGCGAGACGUGUGUUGAAUAGGGUACCGGCAACUCGGCGGGCUCGCGCCGAGGAGAAGAACUUAUUGUGAUUAGCUGCAUCCACAUACACACAAAGCACCAAUCGACUCAUCGUUGCUAUCGCCAACCACUUGGCGCACGAAGCUUUUUGCCGGGGGAAUUUCGAAGACGAAAGAGCCUUAGUUCGCCUGAAAGCGUUUCAUACUAACAGGAUUCGGAGAUGGUUUACCUUCGAGCUAGCUCGUUUUCUGUCGAUGCGAACUCGCGAUGUGUUCAAACGUCAUGGGCUACUGAUCGACCAACUUCCACCAGGGCCAAUCGGUUGGGAUCUCUGCGACAACGAUAGUAAUGAGGGUAAUUCUUUUGGGAGUGACGAAGACGAAGGAAAGGAAAAGGGAAGAAAAGAGGACGAAGACGACGAUGGAGCAGGAAAACAUGGAGGAGUANAGGGUUUGAGCCAGAUGACCUUCCCCACAACAAGAAACGUAGGGCUAGGGAAGAACUGCCCAGAGAUUCUUCUUGUCGAAAUGAGGAUCAGAAUGAUGGUAGCGAAAACAAGGAGGACACUGGUGAAAGUACUCCUAAACGAACUCGAGUACUAGGUAAUAGCCUUGGUAGACGGGUGCAGUUUUCUUCUGUUGCUGCUGUUUUUGUUUUUGAUCCGAAGGAUAGCUUAGCCUCCCCCAUGCUGCCCCCUCACGGGGUCCCGGUUCAUGGUAGAUAGAAGUGUUUUGUGUUUUCAACCACACUAAGGCUGACGUCUUUUCAUUGGUCAGCCGAUUAGCGCGGUCGAUGUUAACAAUAAAAGUACACACACAAGCCCCGUUGAGGGGGCGACGCCGUAUACAACAGGGGUACCUCGUACAUCCCUAGAACCCAUUCUAGGUACCACACAUGUCACCCGGUAUUCCGCUCUACCUCAUUUCAUGGGACAUCCCGUACCAACCACUUGGCAUUGCUACAAGUAUAUCUUUCAAUGUUUGCCCAACACCUCAUCAAGUCAGACAGUGCCUUCUUCUUCGCGCCACCCCAUGACCUCGACCAGGGAUAUUGACGAUAUCGACGACCGGCUUGAUCGUCUUGACGCAGAGGGAGGCGAGCUUGAGACCCUCAAGAAGCGUAUGAAACGGCUCGAGAGCGCACGGGGUUAGGUCACGAUGCCCAAUGUGAGUACAGGAAGCCGGCAACAGGAGCAGGAGCGCAGAAUCGCGGGGUUAUGUCUAAACCUUGUAUGUGGACAAAUAUUGCUGUCCAUGUUGGUAUCAGUCGGCGCGGCCUGGGAAACACUCGCGAGAACCCCCCCCAAGUCUGACUGGCGUGAGCGACAAAAGCCCGUUCGUCAGGUCCUCAACUAAGGUCUUCUGAAGUACAUACCAAGGGCCUUGAGAGACUUCGAACCGUACUAAAACGGUGGCCACCUCCAAGCCACGAUGUCAAUGGCAUCCUUUCCAUACAGGCACUACCCGAGCAAUAUUUGACCCUCGAGUUAAACUUCCUCACCGCGCGUCUUUCCCUGCGAUUGUCGUUCUUUUCCGUGCUGGGCGUGCGGAUCGUCUGUUCACCCCUGGGGGUGGCAGUAUUUUUCAGAACGUAG